AUGGCAUAUCAGGAGCCGCCAGAGCUGAUAACAUUUGAUGAGCAAGUCGUUGAGUGUGAAGUUGAAAUUGACACAUUCGACGAGGAGGAAGAGAUUGUGGGAUAUGAAGAGAUUCAGACAACCAGUCAUUUGAGUUAUGCAGACGAAGACGUCCCAGGACCAUCUGGUUAUUAUAACCCUUCCCAUAAUCACCAUAAUCACCGUCAUCAUUAUCAGUAUGAGGAGGAAGAAGAAGAAGAAGUGGUUGUGGAUGAUAUGGAUCCGAACAAUGUGUAUUUGUAUGAUGAGGACACAUCCCAACUGCACCAAAUCGACGACUCCGGCCCCUUUCUAGACGAUUCCGAAGACAUUGUGAGCUACACGACGGGACCAUCAACGUCUUCAGAAUCCGUUUUAACAUCUUCUGAUAUUCCAUCGACGUCUUCUGGUCCUCCAGGCCCUUCCACCCCGUUCCAAGCCCAUCAACGAGGAGAAUUCAGAAGUGGACGCAUUCAGAAUCCCCAGAAUACGUACUAUAUACGAAAAACGCACGGAAUUGGACAACACCAUCAGCAGCAACCCGUCUACAGUCCUGUCACGUUUCAAACGCAAUACACAUGUGAGCCACUACCCGGAACCGCCGGAAAACGGGUCCUUAAACGAACCCACAUCGCAUUGUCGACCGAAGAAAUGGAGACAAUAAUGGAGGACACCCAGGUGAUGAAACGAAUCCAAUCGGAAAUCACACAUUUGAAAAAGACGAACGGCGAUUUGAAGAAGGACUAUGAGAAGGCGCAUCGAGAGUUUGAGGCGAUGAAUAUGGAAUGGGUGGAGGCGAAAACGAAGCAGAAGCAGGCGAAUGAGGAGAAGAGAGAGUUGGCGAAGGAGUUGGCGCAGGCGAGAAUGACCCAUACGCAAUUGCUGAAACAAGUCGCCCUCGCCAAUCAACCGGAAUAUCAGUUUCAUUGA
Messenger RNA from Caenorhabditis briggsae, 948 nucleotides. Bases 1 to 948 code for a protein of 315 amino acids. The record is from RefSeq and is a predicted model, not a curated record. NCBI's taxonomy places the organism in Eukaryota, Metazoa, Nematoda, Chromadorea, Rhabditida, Rhabditidae. The transcript is spliced from 5 exons.